GCGGGCUCCGCGGUCAUGGCGCGGCGGUGCGGCCUCUGGCGGGCCCGGGCGCUGCUCGCCCUGCUGGCAUCGCUGCUCCUCUGCGGGGCCGAGGCUGCCGACGCGGACCCGGGCGUCCACGAGUCUUGCCUUGUCUUGAAGAAAGUGGGGAGAUGCCGGGCCUCCAUCCCUAGGUGGUGGUACAAUGUCACCGAGGGAGCCUGCCAGCAGUUUGUGUACGGAGGCUGCGACGGGAAUGGCAAUAAUUACUUGACCAAGGAGGAGUGUCUCAAGAAAUGCGCUGGUGUCACAGACAAGACCGUGGAUGUGCUGGCCGCCAGCAGGAAUGGAGCACACGCCUCUGUCCCAAGUGUUCCCAGAAGGCAGGGUUCUGAUGACCUUUCCAGCGAUAUUUUCAACUAUGAAGACUCCUGCACUGCCAAGGCGGUCACCGGGCCUUGCCGGGCAGCCUUCCAGCGCUGGUACUUCGAUGCCGAGAAGAACUCCUGCGAUAAAUUCAUCUACGGAGGGUGCCGGGGCAAUAAAAACAGCUACCUCUCCCAAGAGGAGUGCAUGCAGCGCUGCUUUGACAAGCAGCUGUAUCCUGUCCUGCCCCAAGCCUCUAAAGUGGUGGUCCUGGCGGGGCUGUUCGUGAUGGUGCUGAUCCUCUUGCUGGGCGCCUCCGUGGUCUGCCUGAUCCGGAUGGCCCGAAGGAACCAGGAGCGUGCCCUGCGCGCCGUCUGGACCUCCGAGGACGACAAGGAGCACCUGGUGAAGAACACCUACGUCCUGUGACCGCCCCGCCGCCAGGGUCCCCCGCCGAGGAAGAGCGCGGGAGGGCCGGGAGGCAGCUGUCGCGCGCGCGUGCUUUGGAAAUAGAGUGACUGAUCUGUGUCUGUGAUCACCUGGGCUUCGGGUCUGUUUGCUGCUCCAGAAGGCGCGAGGGGGCUGCUUCCUGGCUGCCCGGGCCGGGUUUGCCGUGGGGGUGCCCAGUGGCCCCAUUGGUCGGUGGGUGGUGUCGAGGCCGGCCCCAGGCCAGAGGCGUCUGCUCGCUCGCUUCUCUCUGCCGCAGGUAGUUUUCUUGCUCGUGCUGAGUCCUGUUGCCUCCUUUCCUGUCCUGUGAUGCUUUCGUAGUGUUCUUUGUUUAAUUGAUUUGUGGGUUUUUUUAAAGUUGGUCGAGUUCAUUUUUUUAUUAGAUUCUGAAAAGAAUAAAAUGUACAUGUUUAAUAAAAAGGGCCUUCCUUUUUAAAAUAAAUUUUAGCAUGGGCUUGCUUUCUUACUGACACCGC
This is a messenger RNA of Talpa occidentalis (Iberian mole), 1268 nucleotides long. It is a transcript of the gene SPINT2, whose product is annotated as serine peptidase inhibitor, Kunitz type 2. The transcript has 7 exons. NCBI's taxonomy places the organism in Eukaryota, Metazoa, Chordata, Mammalia, Eulipotyphla, Talpidae. The record is from RefSeq and is a predicted model, not a curated record. Gene Ontology annotation, molecular function: serine-type endopeptidase inhibitor activity. Bases 16 to 774 code for a protein of 252 amino acids.